GUGUCUUCACUGGUCCCACACCUAGGAAGCCAGCCCUGUACUUCCUUAAAGAACUUCUGUACAGUGGAUGGCAAAAAGCCUGUGGCUAUGGACAGAAGAAAUAUUCAAGUGCAUACAAGGAGCUUCAGGAAGCUGGAAGAAGUUCAUAAUUUGGAAGAAGAUCAGAGCCCCAAGGAGUCGGCCCCUACUCCUCGUCCCGCCCCCACCAUUCCACGUGCUGAGAGUGGGCGGUAGUAGUACUUCCGGGUGACGGAGGUCAGCCCCGGCAAGAUGGCGGCCCCCAUGGAGCUUAGCUGCUGGGGAGGAGGCUGGGGGCUCCCUUCGGUCCACAGCGAGUCCCUGGUGGUGUUGGCUUAUGCCAAAUUUUCUGGCGCGCCCUUGAAAGUCAAUAUUAUAGAUAACACCUGGAGAGGUCCAAGAGGUGAUGUACCAAUUUUGACAACUGAAGACAGCAUUGUUUCUAAGCCUGAAAAAAUUCUAAACUUUUUAAGAAAACAGAAAUUUAAUGCUGAUUGUGAGCUCUCAGCAAAACAAGGGGCAGAUACACUGGCGUACAUCGCUCUCUUGGAGGAGAAGCUUCUCCCUGGUGUGCUUCACACCUUCUGGGUUGAGAAUGAUAAUUACUUCACUGUGACAAAGCCAUGGUUUGCCUCUCGUAUCCCUUUCCCUCUGAGUUUAAUCCUGCCGGGAAGGAUGUCUAGAGGAGCCCUGAAUAGGAUUCUCUUGACGAGGGGAGUACCUCCCCUCUACCAUGUCCAAGAUGUGGAAGCCCAGAUAUACAGAGAUGCCAAGGAGUGCCUCAAUCUCCUGUCGAACAGACUGGGAACAUCUCAGUUUUUCUUUGGUGACACGCCUUCCACCUUAGACGCAUAUGUGUUUGGCUUCCUUGCACCUCUUUAUAAAGUGCGUUUUCCCAAAGUUCACUUACAAGAGCAUCUGAAACAGCUCCCCAACCUGUGUCGCCUCUGCGAUGACAUCCUGGACAGCUACUUCAGGCACGGUGCUGGAGGCAUCUCUCCAGCUGGACAAGAAGUGGAUGCAAACCUGCAGAAACUCACCCAGCUUGUAAAUAAGGAGUCCAACCUAAUUGAGAAGAUGGAUGGCAACCUCCGCCAGAGCCCUCAGCUUCUUCCUCGGAAGCUGCCAACCCUCAAGCUGACCCCAGCAGAAGAAGAGAGUAACUCCUCACAGCUGCUGUCGCCCUGACAGUCACAGCCAGAGUCUUGGUGACUGUGGGAGUAGCUGCUGGGGCCAAGUGUACGGAGACCCGAAGAACACAGUAAUGGGUUUAAGACUAAAGCAGAGGGAGCUGUGUGCGACCAUUUUAAAUUAUGAAAGCUGUGAUUUUAGCCGGGCAGUGCAUUUUAAAUAGAGGCGAAUGCUAAGUGACCUGGGGGGCAAGCGCGAGGCACUGUGUAUGAAACCCCGCCUUAACCGGGGCCGGCCUUUGCCUUUGGGUCAGGUGUUGCGGACCAAAGCUGCAAUGCUUUUCUGAAUGUGCGCUUUUUAAUUUAUUUAAGUUAAUUUAUUAACUUAGUUUUUCUUAGACUGUCUCAGUACAUAAUAUGUGGUAUUUGGCUGAGAUCUUAUUCUUCCUUUUAGAAGUCUGAUGCCUAUUUUAGGAACCAGGAAAAAUAGGGAUUAUUUCAAUAGAAAAGCCUGUAUUUAAUUUUAAAAAGCAAUGAGGAAUGUGCUUCUUAAUUAUUCUCUCUUAAGUCUGCUCCUUUGGCACUUUAGUACCACAUAUACAAGUGCUAAAGGUGGUUUAUGUAAUACCGCGAUGACGCAGCUCGCUCGCACGCACGCACGCACGCACGCACGCACGCACGCACGCACGCAUGGAGGACUAAGUACUUGACGAUAGGUUUGCUCUGAGCUAGGGAAGGUGAACGUGGCAGCAUCAGGCCUGUGUGUGUUGCCUGCUCGUCUCACGUUUAUGUCAGUUCCAGAGCUGGAGUCUGGCUCACCUGACUGUGUUCGCUGAAACCCUUGUUGAAGUGUGCCGAGUUGACUGUUAAGCCUCCGUGAGAUGAGCCAUGCUGAGGGUCCGGGAGCUCUCCCAUGUGUCAGGUCUCUGCCUCCUUGACUCAGCAGCUUGUUUCAUAAGCAUAUCAUGUAGUCACACUCACUGACAAACUAUCAUUUCCUGUUAUUUUUAAUUACAGGUGAAGGAUCCAAAGGGAGGAGUCAGAAAUAGCAGGUUUCUAAGACAAUUUACAGUUACUGGUUGUAAACGAGCCCUUCAAGGAUUUGCUGUGUAGUGAAUUUACAUACAACAGAAACUUGCUCAUUAUAGUGGCUGAGGUGCUUCUGUUGUUGUAAAGACUACUUCUGGGGUUUUUUAAAUUGGACCAUGUUUGGGAUUAGUGUCUUACAAGAUUACCAUGGUGCUCAGAACAUUUUACGGAGUUCUGUAGAAAUCAGGCUAGAGACUCGGCUACUGUGAGCAGAGUGGAGCUCAGCUGCAUUUGACCUGCAUCUCCAGAUUGCUUUGCUUUUCGGUACACAAAAGUCUUAAGUCACUGUAAAUACUCUUUCUUGAAAGCUUUAAAUGAGACCCAAGGUUAUCCUCACAGUCUUGUCCACCUCUAUGAGUGUAUUUGCAUUUAAGACACAUAAUCAAUGAGUUUCACAAUACUUCUUUAACAAAGGGUGUGUGUGUGUGUGUGUGUGUGUGUGUGUGUGUGUGUGUGCGUGCGCAUGUGAGGAAGUGCAUGUGAUGUGGGAUGGAUGUGUGCUAGUGAGUGUGGGUUUAUGCAUGUGUGUGUGAGUGAAUUAGUGCAGGGUAAGUGUAUGUAUGUGUGGUGUACAUGUGUAUGUAUGAGUAUAUGUAUGUAUGUAAUCUUCUAAGGCAAGUUACGACAAUCUGAAAUCUGAGUAUAUCAGUAUUGUGUUUUAAAAUUAAUGAUCGAGAGGCUUUAUAGUCUCUAGGAUUGGUUUUGUAUUGAAGGAUGAUUGACACAUUAAUCAUAUAUCUGUUUAUGCUUUAAUCGGGGUUAGUCAUUUUCAAUUAUUAGUAGUAAGCCUUCCAGAAAGUAUUUGAAGUAGUUUAUAAUUGUAAAAUGCAUGUAAAAAUAGGAUUAUUUUUGAAAGAUGUCUAUUCCUAAGAGGGAGAACCAUAUCCACAGCACUAGAUUGUAAAGUCUCCCUCGGCGGGGGAAGGCAGAGGGUAGCACUGAGGUAGUACUGCUACUGCCUAUGAGCAUUGCUUACGUGGGAGAUGAACGCAGCGGGCUGUGUUCAGAAGACUCUGGACUUCAAGGAGUGCACUGUACCCUUUGUGCACUGAACGCCUUGUAAUCAUUUUAGAACAACAAGCAUUUGUUCUUUUUAGUGGAGAGGAUGUCUGUAAAGUGAGUGUUUGUUUUAUGGUCACCCUGCUCUGAACUGCCUUUAGCCUUAUGUUCUGUAGCCCAUGUGCUUCAAGACCACAUUUCUGAGAUGCAGAACCUUGGUUAACUGAGUAAGAACUUAGACAUCAGUUACUUAAUCAGCCUCGUUGUCUAGGCGAAUGGGACACUCGGGAGCUGUAACUGAGCACAGGAUACGUCAGGGACAGAGAAGCUCUUAGAAGGACAAAGGGCCUGUGGUGGCUAUCAGGACGUCUGUGCAUGUGUCUGUAGGAAAAGUGGUUCACGGCUUUGACCAGACACUGUGAUGUUGUGCUUUGGAGGUGGUGAUCAAGGACAGGAUGAAAGCAGACUGCUCACCUUUAUUUUUGUUAAUUGUACAGAGCUAGAAAAAAAUGGCUUGCUGGUUCCCACAGGAAAACAUCCUCAGUGACCACUGUGGUCACAGUGGUGACCUAACACUGGAGAAACUGCAGACAAGGAGGAUGGGGCUCUGUAGAACUUGACUUCACAAAAGGCUCACAGGAACAGAUUUCAACUUAGGGGUACUAGAGGACCAUAUACUUUUUAGAAGCAACCAUUUUUAUUUCCAAUUAUAAUCCUUAAAAUUUUAUAAUUGAUUUAUACAGUAACACAGGGAACAAAGAUACUUAAGUUAAAGCUAAGUUAACAGAGGCAGGAAGAUGUAGAGUAUUUUAAGAAAACACUCCGUUCAGGCAGCUCCAUGUGAUAAAGUGGAAUUGAAUUUGGUUGGUGGGGCUCCACAGUUUUUCAACAGACACAACCAUAACCACUCAAAGGCAGAAUAUAAAUAUUUAAAUAUGCUGGGGAGCUGAAAGGAUGGCUCAGUACUUAGGAGAACGUACUGCUCUUGCUGAGGGCCUGGUUUCAGUGCCCAGGACCUACAGCGGGUGGUUUACGACCUUCUGGACUCCAGCCUCUUCUGGGAUCCAUGAGCCCCUGUGCUCACAAUGUGUAUGUAUGCCACGCACGCACAUGCACACACACACACACACACACACACACACACACACACACACACACACACACAGAGUUAACAGUAAAAUACAUUCACAUAGGCACAGGAAGCUGGAUGAUGGGCCAUGGCAUACUGCACAUCUAUUUUUAUAAUGCCGUAAGAGUCUAUACUUACUUCAAAAUAAAGGCUUUAAAAAAGCAAACCCAAGAGAGUAAGAUUAUCACUAUGUAUCUAUACCUUAAAAUUUAUCACUGCUGACCUAGUAUUUCCAAAUGAGAACUAUAUUAUUAUUGAUAAUUUUUUAUUUCACUCUUGAGUUCACAGAAAACACAGCUCAGGUUUCUAACAGAUGCUUUCCCGAAGAGCUCUCCUGCCUUAUGAGAAAGUUUCUAACAGCCUCACAGCAAAACUCACUUCCCUCAAAAUAUCAAGAUGCUUAUGAUUUUGUGUUUCUAAUGUGCAUUUUCCCCUAUGGCACUGGGUUCAUAAUUGAGGACAAGAUAUUUUGAGUCCUCUCCUCUGUCUGAGUGUGUGCAUUCCUCUUCGCCUGCUGUUUCUCUCUGUGUAUUCACAAUGUGGACCAUGUGCACUGACACCACCCUGUGUGGCAGAGGUAUUAUGACCCAGCCGUGCACUUUUGUUUUUGCUCAGAGGCAGUUUGUAAUUGACUUUGCUUUGUCCUGCCUGUUUUUAGAGUUGAAAUCCUGAGCAGAGCCACAGAGAUCGACUGGGUUGUGAUGAUAGCCUUUGUAUCCAUUCUUGGAGGUAAAAGUCAGAUGUUGGUCUCCCCGCCCGCUCCUGUGUUGCUCAGUUAUGCGAAGCUUACAUUCAUUUCUCAGUGUUUUCACGUCUCUUAAACUAAUUUUAAAGAAAUCCAUGGAUACGUGAAGUCACAGAUCAGUGGGCCAACCCUGAAAGGGUUAACUGAAGUGUCAUUGUCACCAGAUCUGAGUGCUGCUCUUCUUGAUGAAAAGGCCAGGAAGACUUUUGCUGUCUGUCUUUAAGUGUGUGUAAAAUAGUUUAGUGUAGAAGUCGCUGUUGGGUGUUGUAAUCUCUGGGAGCCCAGGGUGCUUGUUUUGCACUCAGGACUAUUGUGUCCAAAACAAAUGGGCACUCUGGGAAUUUAAGAGGCUAAAAAAAUAUUUUUCCAGAAAAACAGUCCUGAAUUACUGAAAAGAAUUAACAUUCUUGAACACGUAGUAAAAGGGCAGCUGGAGCUGAUGGCUUGUGAACAGUGAGGGCGUGUUGUGGCGGGGUCGCUCUAACAGAAUAAGCUGGCUUCUUUCAAAGGGGGCAAAGGCUAGUUGUUUUGUGCCCUCGUUAUUCUUAACUUGAAGUUGGAAGGUAAAAACAUUAGUUUAUGCAAGAGUAGAUUCUAAGAGGGUAUUUGGCACAAUAUAUUGUCCUAAUAAGUUUGGGAAACACUGGAUCAUGCAAAGCUGACUUGCUGUAGGCUUUUCAGAACCUUUGAUGUGUAAAUGUGUGGUUUUGGUUUCCAGCUUCAGAGAUGUUUCAUUAGCAAAGAGGACAGUGAACCAGGCUGUGUGCAGGCGUGGGCUCAUCUCCCUCCACUAAGCAUCUCCGGUUAAUAUGCCACUUCCCUAACUUAUUUUACUGAGGAUUUUUUCAAAGUAGGUGUUUGAUGGGAUUUGUGUUCUGACAAGUUUACUUAGGAGAACAUUGAGUAUUUUGUUUUCUGUGCUCAUUACAAAGUUUCUGCUUUUGAGUGUUUUUCUCUGGUGACAGGAAUGGUAACUAAGUAAGCUUUAUUUCACCAGAGUAUAAACUAGCUCGCCAAUGAGGCUAUGGGAUUCUGUCAGCCUUUGUAACAUAUAUACACAGUGGCAGGCUGGGCAUUCCAGGGUUUGGAUGUCCAUUUGAAGCACAACUUGCCGCGGGGUUCUGAGUGCUAGUGUCAUGGCGAGCAUCCAGCCACAUGAAAAGCUCUUGGGUCUUACUUAGUUCUGAUGCUUCGGUUUUCCUCUUGAAGAUUAGAGCAAUCAAUGCCUGUAAUCAUGUAGUUUACAUAUCCCAGAUCCUUGCCAGGCACAGGAAAGGACCUGCCAGAGUUUGCAUCAGCCCUUGGAGUCACUGAGAUGGGGAAGGCCACUCUGGCUGCUUGUUCUGUGGUCCAUGGGCUGCUGGCGUCCUGAUCUGAUGGAGGAGGGUGUACACGGGCCUGUAAGUGCAUAAAGAUGACUCGGGUUUCUCUUAUAUCUUACUGUUUGUAAAAGAGAAACUGUCUUGCAGUGAGACUGAAGUUUUUUAGUUUCCUGGAAGAUCAACAGAGGAAAGGACAAGAGCUGCAUAUGAUGCAAGUGGACCCCGCCUCCCCAAGGAGUCUCAGGAUGGGAAACAAUGUAAACAUCUGUUCCUGUAUGCAAAUACUAUAUCAGCAAUGCCGGCCAUCGCCUCGUAGUCUAGCCUUGCCUACUGUGAAUGUAUUUUUCCUAGAGCUGCUGUAGAAAUACCCAGAAGCGGAAUUGGUGGUCAUUGUUAAGAAUUUAUUCUAAUAAAUGAGAAACUGGAUAUAACCUCAAAAUAGCUAUUUUUUCAAUAAAAUUUCAAAUCACCUGA
Messenger RNA from Rattus norvegicus (Norway rat), 6906 nucleotides. Lineage: Eukaryota; Metazoa; Chordata; Mammalia; Rodentia; Muridae. The record is from RefSeq and is a predicted model, not a curated record.